Aspergillus campestris IBT 28561 is the source of this 1553-nucleotide messenger RNA. RefSeq names its product F-box protein. The transcript has a single exon. The record is from RefSeq and is a predicted model, not a curated record. Lineage: Eukaryota; Fungi; Ascomycota; Eurotiomycetes; Eurotiales; Aspergillaceae. The coding region runs from base 182 to 1420 and encodes 412 amino acids. Gene Ontology annotation, molecular function: protein binding.
UUUUCAUUCUUGGUCUACCUGUACCACUUUUCAAAGUCAACAGCAUGUACUACCUAUUGACAGGUUAUAGGUAGUUACACAGAGACGUCGGGCUAUAUAAUCAUUGCUUAUCGCCCGCCGUCGAAAAAGUAGCGGCGUAGAUCCUGAACUCCACGUGACUGAUAACUCACAUCAAGACAGGAUGCGCGCGGGGUUCCACCAAAACAACCAGCCAACUUACGAAAGAAAAAUGCCAUAUUCAAGUUUUGGGAAUCUCCCCGUCGAGUUACUGCAAGCUAUUGCAUCAUGCUUGCCGGCACGAGAUCUAUGCAUAUUUCGGCUGGCCUGCAAGAGAAUCUAUGAGAGUACUCUAUAUCUCUACCGCUGUAAAUUCUUCGGAGAAUUACAGACAGACCUGUCUUUGAGAAGUCUGAAAAGAAUGGAGACAAUAGCGAGCGAUCCAGAGCUGGCGCCACAUGUUCACUUCCUGACCGUGAAAUUUAUCGCUGAUUUCGAAAAUACACUUGGAGAAGGUUUGGUGUGGAAUCGGCAUACUUCUGGCUACCUAAAAUCAAAUGCAGAUGUUCAGAGAUGGGGUGAGGUGCUUCGAGGUCUGGUAAAUUGCGCCUCUUUUCACCUUAUCCGAGAUGGCUGGUCCGACAAAGACAGCUGUUUGGACCAUUUCACGUCAACUGAUAUUGUUACGCUGGUUCUUACCAGUAUCAUCAACCAAAAUAUGACCGUGCGAGAAUUUUUGGUGGAUUUCAUACAGCCAGGUACCGGAGGAGCAAAUGAAUUAGACUUAAGACGUCUCAAUGUCCCUGAUCUUCGGGGACCGGAGUUCAUUGCUACCUGGGCCAACCUGGAAGUCCUUCUGUUGAAUUUCACGAUGAGCAAUAUUGAGAUACUUGAGUGGAUCGAUCCAAUGGUUCGGCAUGCAACUAGUCUACAGGAAUUAACAAUCCAAUUUGAUAGUGGAUCAGCAGGCGGCGAAAUUCUCAGGCAUCUUUCCUCUCUUGAAACGCCACGGCUGCAAAAGCUUUCACUACAGGGUAUUCCAAGAUCAGCAAAAGUGGACGGGGCACUCUUGAGCAAGCUAUUGCAUAAACAUCGGGACAGCCUUCGUGUUCUUAGCAUCAAGGUGUUUACACUGGAAAUCAGGCUGUUUACAUUGGACAGCCCGGGCUGGAAACCAAUCCUCGGAAUGCUUAGCGAGUUUCCUCGUCUCGAGAGCGCCUCUUUCCAUGCCCUCAGAGAAGGUCAAUCCCUGAUCCAAUUUCCGGUUGCUUCUGAAAUCCCAGAGUUUGAUGGAGCUACGCAGUUUACAUUCCGCUCUCGGAGGCAAAAAGACCGAACUGUUAAUCAUAUUGUUCAUUGUUGGGGACCGAAAACAAAAGCCAUCAUUCAGCGACUUGCCGAGUCAAUGGAGCUACCCCAUUAAGUAUAACAGGGCCACACUCUUGAUAUUCAUGCAAGAGUGUUAGCACACAGAGCUCGGACUGAUCGAAAUCAUCAUUGUUUUCACAUUGCAAGGAUACCAAGUUUGAUCAAAUGAUAAUGCGCCUGCCGUUUCC